AUGGCUGGUUUCCCAUCCGCCGAAUCCUUCCGUCUCGUAUUGGUCUGCAUUUUGUUGGUGAUUUUGGUGUCCUGUUCCAGCACCAGCGCUGCUCCGUCGUUGAAAGAACAAUUAAGACAACUGCAGGAGAACUACAAUCAUUUUAAAGAAAAUGUCGAGGCUAGAAAUGUGGAAAUGGAAGCCAAAGUGACACAAUUGGAGGUCCAGAUUCAUGAAAAUAACGAAAUUAUAGAUCGUCUGGAAUCCAAAAUUGUUCAGUUGGAAGCCAAAGUCCAACAGCAGGAUGUACUUUUAUCUGUUCUCCAUCCACAGAACUCAACUGACGACGAUCAGCAACAACAACAAUUUUCAUUCUACGAUAUUAAUCCAAGCACAAAUCAAUCGGCGUCUAUUUAUAUUGGAAUGCCAAGCUCAUGUAAGGAUCUCAAACUGAUUGGCCACACCCUGAAUGGAUUGUACUCUGUGAUGGGCAACCAAUCAGUCGAAACUGUAUUCUGUGAUUUUACAAAUCUCAUCGACGACCCAGGUUUAGAAAAAUGGAUCGGCUAUAAUGACGUCAAAUCAAGUCCCGUUUAUUUCUACGUGCAGAAGAACUCGUCGUUUUUCGCCUACGAUACUCCGAUUCCGUUCGAGGUUGAGCGAAUCAACGUGGGAAACGCCCUGGAAUUGUCGUCGGGCAUCUUCACUGCGCCCCAGACGGGCACGUAUCACUUUUCCUUCACGGGAAUGGCGAGUUUCCCCACGUCUUGGACUUUCGUUUAUUUGGGAGUCGGACUCUACGUCAACGGCAAUCGUAUCGGAAUGGGUCUGGUUGAGGAGACAAACACCGUUAUCGGUCAAAAUAGUCAAUUAACACUCCAAUCGACACUCAAUUUACAAGUCGGUGAUAAAGUUUGGGUCGAGAUUUAUUACAAGUCAAAUUCCGUGUUCCUUUACGAUGCCAGCGAUUAUCACUACACUCAUUAUACAGGGUGGUUGAUGUGA
This is a messenger RNA of Daphnia pulicaria, 984 nucleotides long. RefSeq lists its product as uncharacterized. Gene Ontology annotation, molecular function: protein binding. NCBI's taxonomy places the organism in Eukaryota, Metazoa, Arthropoda, Branchiopoda, Diplostraca, Daphniidae. The record is from RefSeq and is a predicted model, not a curated record. Bases 1 to 984 code for a protein of 327 amino acids. The transcript is spliced from 4 exons.